This is a messenger RNA of Cylicostephanus goldi, 804 nucleotides long. The record is from the annotation of a GenBank genome assembly. Lineage: Eukaryota; Metazoa; Nematoda; Chromadorea; Rhabditida; Strongylidae.
AUGGCCGUCCAGAAUUCGGCUGAAAAGGCUGUUUAUGCCUACUAUAAGUUCAUAGUUUUGUGUAAACCAGUUUUCAAACUAGCUGGAAAAGUACUCCGAGAAUGUAACCUGACACGUAAAUUCUCAGGAUUUUCAACUGGACGUCUACUUCCAACAAUUUUGGAGAGAUCCAAGACUGGCUCACAACGAGAGCGGGAUUUUCAAUUGGACGUCUACUUUCAACAAUUUUGGAGAGAUCCAAGGCUGGCUCACAACGAAAGCGGGCGCGUACUAAUCCGCGACAAAGAGAUGCUGGGAAAGAUGUGGCAUCCUGACGUUUACUUUGCAAAUGCGAGGAUCGCAGAGUUUCAUCAGGUAACGCAGCCAAACUUUCUGCUGUGGAUAGAACCAGAUGGCUCAAUUCUUUACGAUACUCGCAUUUCGAUGGUUGUCGUGUGCACACUGAAUCUUGAGAAGUGGCCAUUGGACUCGCAACGAUGUCAUCUGCGAAUUUUGAGCUACGCCUACACCACUGACCAGCUACAGAUUGAGUGGGUGGAAGAGACACCCAUUACUAGAAAUAUGCAAAUCGCUAUGUCCGACAUGCACAUUGUCGAUCUCUACCCGGGUUACUGUGAUGGAAAUUAUUCUACAGGGACCUGGAGCUGUGUGACUGCCGAAUUCUUUGUAAAGAGAGAGGUCACCCAUCAUGUCAUGCAGUCUUAUGUACCCACCACAUUGAUCGUUGUCAUUUCCUGGUCAGUGAGAAGUUUUUUCUUGCUCUGCAUACACUCAUAUAAAAAUAAUGAAAGCGAGUAUCAAUAA